AGGAGCUCAAAUGCACACCCACGACUUGUGCGCACACACGCACCCUCGUCCUCUCUCUUUCUCUCCAAUGCACACGUUUCGUGCAAGCUACAAAGCAGCUGACCCUACAACAAAAGCUGCACACUGCACAGAGGAGAGUGGGGUGAAAGGAGAAGAGAAGUGACAGCUCUUAGUCAGUUAGCCGUGUGCGUGUGACUAACUCUCCUGGAAAAAGUCUGCAUGACAGGCGCAGUGAGAGGACAAGACAAAAAACUACAAGACAAAAAAUGAAAAUAUUUGCAACAACAAAGCAAGGGUAGGAUUGCUGCCGGAUGUAGUCAACAGCGAGAGGAGUUAAGUUUGCACAGACGGAUCCAUGGAGACAAGACGCUGGAGGCUCUACUCUGUGAAAAGCUCUUCUUUGCCCAAUUUCUAAAAAGCUCAGACAAGAGUCAGCAGUGCCCUUUCACCAUUUUUAAAGACAGCGUGCUGUGAAUGCCAUGCCUCUGUUCAGCUGGAUGAAAUGGUCGCAUGAGACAAGAGUGCAGGCUCAGGAUGAAACACCAUCUCUGAAAAUCUCAGGGGGGUUACCCAGCCGCAUGCUGAUCACAGAGCUCCUGUGGCAUGUGGAAGAGCGCGAGCGGCUGGCGAGAGAACUGGAGCGUGAGCAUAGGAUGGCUCACAGCACUCUGGGUCUCCACUGGUUUCAAAAGUACCCCAGGUUGCGGACCCUCAUCCCCUCAUCAGAACUACAACAGCUGGAGUUCUUGUGUGCCCAGAUCCCAUCUAUCCAAGCAGCCACCGUCCUCUCCAGGUUUCGUGAGGUGCUUGCCACUAACAACAUACGACCCUGGGAGCUGGCAUCUGUGUUUAAGCAAAUACUAAAGGACUUCCUGAGCCAAAAGGGAUACGAUGAAGAGGAUGAUCUCUCAGUGCAGCCGGUGCAGUUCCAACCCAUGGAGGCUUGGACCAGCCGGUACAAAAUGAAGCAGGGGUUUGUCACACCCACAGUCCCCAACUGUGGCGACCAUCCAAGGGAAGAGAUCCCUACGGUCUCUGGAUACGUGGAUCGGGUCAUGCGGCACUCUGGUUCAUUCACAGCCCACAGGGACUGGGACCUUCCAUAUUAUUAUCCAGUACCUCUCAGGCCCAAAGGUGCUUACAGCACCACACUGUGAAAGGACAACUCUUUAACCAUCUGCAACCAACAGCAUGGAGACCAAAUCGCAAUAUACAUCUUAGAUAUAGACAUUUCAUAGCUUUAUCAAAACGUGAAAUAGCACUAGGCUAGGUGUUAUAUGUACUCAAAUAUUUAAUAGCAAUAACUAAUUCUUAUCCCUACUUCACAGCCUGAAUUGUUUAGUUACUCCUUAUCUUAAACCUUCAAUUGUACAGCUGGAGAUGCAUUUCAAGAACCUGGAGAGAUUUUAAUAGUAAAAGCACUAUAUGCCUUUUUGGCUUUUGGGUAAGUGACAAACUGACUGAGUUUGUCAAUUUGUGGUAGCUCAUUAAGACCUCAAAAUGUCCAGCUUUUGGAGUGAAUACAUGUGUAAAAACAUGACUGGCUCACAUAUAGUUAAUGCAAAGAUGUAAAGACUCCACGUUACCUUAUCUUACACAAGUCAGUCAAUUUUCCUGUUAUUGCUGGCCAAAACCUCUUGGGGUGGCAAACAUUUUUAUAUGCAGGAAAAACCCUGGAAAUUUGAGUGAGCACUCUUUAAUGUAAAUGUUUCAGACUGAAAAAUAAAAAGACAUUGAACUAAACAUUUUAUAUAGAUUAGGGAGAACUCACCUUGAUUUGUGUAGGACUUGUUUUUGUUGUUGUUCUUAUGCAUCAGUGUUUGACUUCUUAUUGGGAGUCCUAAAUCCCUUGACAAACAGCAGCUAUUGUUCUGUGCUACAGUUAAGACACCCUUCAGGAAGAAGUGUAGCGAUGCACUAUUUGAUGGUCAUUAAACUCCAUCAACCAACUUGAAAGACAGAUCAACAUGUAAAUGGUAAUAAAUUGUAUGUUUUCCAUUUAGCCUAUCAUUAUACUAUUGGACAAAAACAAUAUUAUUAAGUUGUUGCAACAUCCACCCUUAUAAUAUUAGGUCAGUGGUGGGGAACUCCAGCCCUCAAGGGCCGGUGUCCGGCAGGUUUGAGAUAUCACCCUGGGUCAAUACACCUGAAUCAAAACUGGUUCAUUACCAGGCUUCUCGAGAACUUCAAGACAUCUCGGGCAACUCGACUUGUGUGAAGUGUUUUCAGCUGGGCGUCGUGUACCUGGAGUCAAGUGUUUUGACCGAUCCAUGAAACUAUAUAUAUUUUUAGACACAAGUUGUAACGGCCGCCAUUUUCUUUGUAAGAACUUAUUACAUGGCGUGCUGCAGGGAAAAGUCUGUUCUAACAUUUAAGUCUAAGGUUUAUUUUGAGCACCUGAUGGCUCUUUUAUGCUUCUCAACUCUCUCACGUGAUUAUUGCAUAGGUGGUAGAAGAGGUUUGUCAUGCUUGAGUCUGUGGUGGGGACCUGUUUGCGGUAUUAUUAGCAUAGUACAGUUUUCUGGUCCAUGUCAGACUUUUCAUAACCAAACUAUGUCCAUGCUACAGAGUUAGCCCCUUGUUUAGGAAUAAGAUCCUCAAUUAGUUUUGACUGUUCCUUCUGUUUGGAGCUACCUGGUUCUGCCUCAUUAUUACUGUCCAUGCUGGCAUUCUCUGUGCCUGCAUGGUCUUCCAAAUGCUGAAAAAAUAUCGCACAGCUCAAGUUGAGGAGGCAAGUUAGCCACUUGAAUCAGCUAUGUUGGAUCAAGGACACAUCUAAAACCUGCAGGACACCGGCCCUUGAGGCCUGGAGUUCACCCACCCCUGUAUUAGGUGAUCUAGUGUAAGAUUUUAAGAGGAAUCUGGUAGCUUUGGUAGGGCAAAUAUUUUAAUUUACAUUUCUUAAAACAGUGUGCAUUUGCUUGGUUGACACUGGAAAUUUUUGUGAACCUUAUCUCAAUCUGAAUACCUUAAAGAAAAGACCAUUGGCAGUGUAAAAACAAAGGUUAAAAGACAUUCAGAUUCGAGGUUUUAGGAAAACCAUACAAAAACGUGCAGCUGUAUAGAUUAAACUAUUAAAAUAUUCCCCCCGUUUGUUUUCAAAAACCAGAACUACAGCUCCGAAAUAAUUUGUGUUAAUUUUGGUCAUUACGCAUUUACCCAUUACGCUGACAUUUAAGCAUGCCUGCAAUACGAUUUCUUCUAUUUGAACUUCACUUUCCAAUACUUGCUGUCAAGCUGAGACAUGAUGUAUAUGUCCGCCAACGACUUAAAACAAUUGACAAGUUAAAAGCAAUUUAACGGUAUCACUUUGAGCUGCUAAAUCUAGCAACAACAACAAAACCAUACGCCGUUAAUUUUUCUAAAAAUAUUUAACUGUCUAACACCUGAAUGCAGAGCUAGACCAUGCUAGCAUGCUAGUUAGCUUAGGGUCAACCGCGUUUACGCUA
Pelmatolapia mariae (spotted tilapia) is the source of this 3449-nucleotide messenger RNA. It is a transcript of the gene rd3l, whose product is annotated as RD3 like. The transcript has 3 exons. NCBI's taxonomy places the organism in Eukaryota, Metazoa, Chordata, Actinopteri, Cichliformes, Cichlidae. The coding region runs from base 480 to 1157 and encodes 225 amino acids. The record is from RefSeq and is a predicted model, not a curated record.